AUGCAAGCGCAGUCAAUGAGGAACAAUUUAAUUUUCUCCGGCAUCAAUGAAAGCUCGUCCGAAAAGCCUGACGAUACCGAACGUCUACUGUGCUCUUUCAUAGUAGAAAACCUGCAAAUACCCCAGGAUGAUGCCAAGUGUAUUAAUCUUGAGAGAGUACAUCGCAUUGGUGUUAGGCAAAGCGGUAACCAACCUCCUCGUCCAAUAGUGGCAAAAUUCUCACUAUUCAAGGACAGAGAAAGCGUGCGGAAAUCAAGUUGGAACCUUAAAGGAACCAAUUACUACGUCAGUGAGCAAUUUCCAAAGGACGUUGCCGACCGGCGCAGAAGCUUGAUGCCGGCCUUCCGGAAAGCACGUGCUGAUGGCAAGAAGGCAUGGUUAAGCUACGACAAACUGUACAUAGAUGGUGUUCCGGUGCGUCCUGACAGUUCCACAAGCAACAACAGCAGCGGUAGCAGAAAGUAG
Molecule: messenger RNA, 465 nt
Organism: Dreissena polymorpha
Lineage: Eukaryota; Metazoa; Mollusca; Bivalvia; Myida; Dreissenidae
Exons: 1
Coding region: 1-465 (154 amino acids)
Source: RefSeq, a predicted model, not a curated record